AUGGCGAGCGAAAACUUGAUGCAGCUGGCUCAAAUUCUCAACGCGACCUUGGAGUUGGAUGCUUCCGUCCGGAAAGCCGCCGAACAACAGCUUUUGGGGCUCGAAAUGCAACAAGGUUUUGGGGUAAUGUUAAUCGAGUUGGUGGUGAAUAAUGAGGCGCCAGCCGAGAUUCGUAUAGCUGCCGCUGUGGCUCUCAAGAACUUUGUGAAAAGAUUAUGGAGUGAUCACGUUGAACAAGAACUACCAGAAACCGAGCAGAAGACGAUUCGAACGGCCGCUUUGCAGGCAAUGCUCGCUAGUCAAGGAAAUAUCCGAAGUCAACUUUCGCAUACAGUCUAUCUGAUGGCUAAGAAAGAUUUCCCUGAACGAUGGCCCGAUUUGGUUUCUUCGCUCGCCGUUCUGUUAACACAAGAUGAUUUCGACAAAAUUGUUGCAACACUUUCCACUUUAGAUCAAUUGUUUGAAAAAUACAGGCAUGAAAGCAAGUCAACCGAACUUUGGACCGAAUUAAAGAUCUGUUUGAUUGCCACUCAGGAACCGCUAACGACACUUUUUAUCAAGAUGGCUGCGUUUAUUCCUCAAAGGGAACAGAUGAACGUGAAAGACGUGGGAUCUUGGUUAGAGAUUCUUCUCUUCAUUUCUCACAUUUACCAUUCGUUGAUCAGCCAAGAUCUACCGGAAUUUUUUGAAGACAGCCUGGGCCCUUGGAUGGACGGCUUUUUAAAACUUCUCACCAUCACCGAAGACAGAAUUACUAGCGCUGCCGGGGAACCCACAGCUCUUGACAAAAUCAAAUCUGAAAUCUGCACAACUGUCACAUUGUAUGCACAACGAUACGAAGAAGAGAUUCGACCGUAUAUGGAACCGUUUACGCAAGCGAUUUGGAAUCUUCUGGUGCAAACCGGCGUUGAAACAAGGUAUGAUGGUAUGGUCUGUGCGGCUUUGGAUUUUCUGUCAGCAAUCAGCGAGCGCCCUCAAUAUGAAUCGAUGUUCCAAAGUGAAGAAGUUCUCAAAACAAUCGCAAUCGAUGUGGCUGUCAAAAACCUUCGUUUGAGGGAGGAGGAUAUCGAGAUGUUUGAGGAUGAGCCACUUGAGUAUAUGAAAAAGGAUAUUGAAGGGACGGAUACGGGAACCCGGCGAAGAGGUGGAAUUGACCUCGUUCGGAGUCUCUGCAAAAGAUUUGAACCACAAAUUGCGGCCAUUCUAUCACAGGAGAUUGCAUCUAAAAGCGGCAACAACAAUUGGUAUGAGAAAGAUGUAAUUUAUUGUCUGGUCACUGCUAUGGCAUCAAAGGGAGAAACUCAUAAAAGUGGAGCAACUAACACGAGUACGCUGAUUGAUAUUCCCCAAUAUUACCGCAGCAACGUACAUUCUGAUUUGGUCACCGAUAUCAAUUCAAAUGCGAUUUUGAAAGCUGAUGCAAUCAAGUUCUUGGUUACAUUCCGCAAUCAAAUUGCGCCCGAGGACAUCGUUGCAUCAAUUAAUGUGUUGUUGGCACUCUUGGGCAGUACCAAAACACAGGUGCAUAAAUAUGCUGCCUGGGCUUUGGAGCGGUUACUUAUCAUGAGAAUCAACGGGCAGCCAAUCUUUUCAUCGGCGAACGUCCAAGUGGCGCCACUUCUAACAGCACUUGUUAGCUGUUUUGAUUCUGAUCCAAAGGCCGAAAUGUCUCCUUAUUUGAUUAAGGCAUUGAUGAGAGUCGUUGGCGUAAUGGAUGCUUCAACGGCGUCGGCUGGUGGACAAAUAGCUGCUCGUCUAGUGACAAUGGUUGAGACGGCGAUCAAGAAUCAAGCAAACCCAGUUCAUACCCAUUUCCUCUUUGAAACAAUGUGCAUCCUGAUUAAAAAAGCUUCUUCUCAUGUUGCUGGCGGUCUAGAUUCAUCGUUAUUACCGCUUGUUGAAACAAUAUUGGCCCAAAAUCUCGAAGAUUUAAUUCCAUAUGCUCUACAAAUAACAGGCGUCUUGCUACUGACUUGCAUCACUCGGGAUGCACCCAAGGAUGCGUACUUCGGAUUUUUGGGAUUUCUCUUGCGACCCGAGCUAUGGGCGAGAUCUUCGAAUGUCCCCGCAGCCUUGUAUUUGAUUGAAAUCUACUUGAAGGCAGCACCUGAGCGAGUCAUGAACGAGCAUGGAACGACUAUCUUUGCCCAAUACACUAGACUGAUUGCUUCUAAAAAUCUUGACAAGUAUGGUUUUCAGCUAGCCUUUGCUGUGUUGCCGAGCAUGGAAUUUGCCAAUGGGGUGACUGAACCCUACGCCGUGCUUUUCAAUAACAUGCUCAAACGUCUGCAGGGUAGUCGAACACCUAGCUUUGCAAAGAACUUUUUGAUUUUUCUUGCCAAGUUUGCCAUUAUUCUUAAUGCUUCUACUUUGGCUCGGGCUCUUGAAUCAAUUCAAUCUGGCCUCUUUUCAAUGAUUAUGCAACGUGUUGCCGGUCCUGGUUUUGAGGAGUUCAAGAAUCUGACAACAACCGAAGAAAAGCGGACAAUUGCCAUAGGAUACGGAACAAUUUUCAGAGACUGCUCACAAAUGUUAGGAGAAUCGCGAAUUCCACUCGCUCAAAGCGUACUUCAACUUUUGGAGGCGCCAGCUGUGACAGCAAAUUUUGGUUUAACGAUAGAAGAUGAGCAGGUGUCAAUGUACAAUGCCGAAGGAGAAUUUGUGAAUCCCUUCAGCAAAUUGGCCUCCGCCGGAAAGGAAGACGUGUUGGCGCCUAACAUUUCGGAUCACAAAGGCUUUUUCACCGAGUGCAUGAGGGUC
Mesorhabditis belari is the source of this 2760-nucleotide messenger RNA. The record is from the annotation of a GenBank genome assembly. NCBI's taxonomy places the organism in Eukaryota, Metazoa, Nematoda, Chromadorea, Rhabditida, Rhabditidae.